AUGGCUAUGGAAAACAUUUGGCUAUUGUCGAAGAACAGUGACUACAAAUUCACUGACUCAAAAUCUUGUAGAAAAAAUAUUAAGUGGACUCCACCCUCUGGGUUUUUGAAAAUGAAUUUCGAUGGGGCUAGCAGAGGGAAUCCAGGUGAGUCUAGAUAUGGGACAAUUAUCCGUGAUGAAUUUGGUGAUAUGGUGGGGGUUAAAUAUGGCACGAUGGGAGUAUCAACCAACAACAUUGCCGAAGUAAUAGCACUCGAGGUAGGCCUUGAAUGGUGUGUGGAGAAAGGGGUUUACAAGGUUAUGAUUGAAGGUGAUUUGCAGAUAGUAGAUGCAAAUUUGCUUGGAUUUCAUUCGGGCAGAAACCUCAAAAUUGUUUCUCGACUGACUAUUUUAGGAAGUAUGGAGGAUUCGCAGGACAGUUUUCGGUUUAGUAAUUUGCAAAGACCGGGUCUUAUGUUUGAGGAAGCUUUCUUCUCAGUUGCCACAGAAUCAUGGCUCAUCACUUUGGGUUGA
Messenger RNA from Cryptomeria japonica (Japanese cedar), 513 nucleotides. RefSeq lists its product as uncharacterized. Lineage: Eukaryota; Viridiplantae; Streptophyta; Pinopsida; Cupressales; Cupressaceae. The record is from RefSeq and is a predicted model, not a curated record. The coding region runs from base 1 to 513 and encodes 170 amino acids. The transcript is spliced from 2 exons. Gene Ontology annotation, molecular function: nucleic acid binding; RNA-DNA hybrid ribonuclease activity.